GCGUGCCAGGGCAAUUGCAGGGGCCUUCCACUCGUGCAUCAACCUGACACUCUCCAUGGUUUCAUGCUUCCACUCCGGUAUUUAAGAAGACAUUUCUAUGCAUUGUUCUUGACCCGCGUGGGCUUCCAGCAUCUGGCCUCGGCGUUGACCGUCGGCGGCGCCCUGCAGCAAGAUCCUCGAGCGUGGGAGGAGGCCGUCCUGGCCCCCGAGGCGGGUUUGGCGGUCCUCCGGCCGGCAGGAGCCAACGGAUCCGCCCCUGGGCUGCGGCUGCUCGCCGGAGACCCGCGCAGCUGGGAGCGCGCGGUCUUCUCGCCCGAGGGGGCCGAGCCGCUGCUGAGGCCGACCUCCGCGGGCGACAGGCCGCCGCACCUGUCGCGCGAGGACAUUUCCGCGAUCGACGCCAAGGAGAAGGCCGCGCCGACGAAGCUGGCGGGCAUCCCCACGGCGCUGGUGGUCCUCAUGGCGGCCGCCGCCGCGGUGAACUUCACACUCUGCUGCGCCCUGCGGGGCACGCGCUCGGAGGGGCUGCCGCAGCGGGACCCCCGGCCGCCCGCGGAGUGGCCCCGGGCGAGAGGCUCCAUCUCCUCGGCGGGCGGCGGCGUGCUGUCCGCCCCGCGGCCGAGGCUCCGCCCCUGGCCCGCGCACGGCCGGCGCGGCGCGGGCCCCGGCUCGAGCUCCGAGAUCGAGUCCCAGGUGACCAUCGAGGACUCCACCCCCAGCAUGCGGACUGACCAGCUGACCAUCGUGGAGGCGAAGGACAUUGUCCUCUGCCCUCUGCUGGUCGUGCCGGCCAACAACCGCUGCGUGUGCCUGGUUACCAUGUGCGCGACCAACGUUCAGCAGGACGUCGUUAUCCCGGUGCGCGGCAUCGGCGGUGCCAACCUGUUCAAGAUCAGGAUGAGUGAGAGCGGCGCCGGCGGCCCCAGGAUCCAGGUCGAGACGGUGGACAGCAAUGUGCUGGCCUACGUCAGCACCGACCCGCUCUGGCGGAGCGGCGUCUCGCAGCCCGCCCCGUCGCCGAGAGAGGGCGCCCGCGGGCAGGGCCCGAGCCUGCAGAUCUGCUGGCCCUCCGGCAGGCCCUUCGGGUGCCUCCGGAAGGCCGGCAGCAAGGCAUGGGCGGUGCAGCUGGAUGGCCGCGAGCAGGACGUGCUGACUUUCGUGGGCGACCUCCGCGGCGGCACCGUCAACGUGAACACGCUCAGCAUGCAGGCCGUCGCCAGCACCUCCCAUGUGAGCCUCAGGGACUACCGCGCUACAGUCCGUGCGCACUGCGACGCCGGACUCGUGAUCCUGGCGCUCGUGGCGAUCGAGAAGUGCGAGGCGCUGGCGUGCAAGGAGAACGCCCUCACGGUCGGCGACCUGCCCCAAGCGCUGGCCGCCGGGGACGCGGGCUGCCAGGCCGGCGGCCCCGGCGAGACGACGGCCUCCGGGAGCUCCGGGAACGCGGACCGGGGCUCCACGCACAGUGGCAGCAACAGCCGAACCAACAGCGCCGCCAACGGCACCGCCGGCUCCGCGGGGUCCAGGUCGCCAGAGGUGCGGAGCGAUGGGCAUGCGUCUGACUCAUCUCAACGUGGUCAACAACGGCAUUGCAGUGAUGGGCAUGUGUCUGACCAGUCAAUACGUUCUCAACAUGUUAGUGAUUGAGCGCGGCCUUCGCAACUUCUGCAGGAGCCUUCGGCAUGAAGGUAUCGUGCUCCUUGUAAGGCCGAGUUUGGAUAGUUUAGUAGCGGCAUGGCCGCCUAUAUUGUUUCUAGUUUGCAAUGACAUGCCACAUGAAGGAAGGAGAUGGCUAGUCGGAGGAGGAGGAGGAGGAGAAGGGGCCCAGGACAGCCAGCUGUCCCUGGGAGCCCGCCUCGCGAUGGGGCUCGGAGCGUUAUAUGCUCGCGGGGGUAGGUCGGCCGGUCAGGCCGCAGUCGGCCAUCAGGCCGCAUACCGGCAUACCGCCGCUGGGUCGAAGGCUGACCAGUUCCCUUUCGCCCCCCCCCCCCUCGUCCUCCCUCUUUGCCUCGGAAUGUCCUCCCCGCUCCCCUCGCCAUCGCCCCUCUCCUCCCCACCGCUCGGUGGGCGCCGUCAGCGUCUCAGCUGGCGCACCUCCGAGCAUCAUGCCACUGAGGGCCCGUGCGGCACGCCCUCUGCCGCGGAUGCCGCGGGCCACGAAGAGACGAGGCUCUUGAGCAGCGGUGUGCGCGGUCGCGCUUUUUGCGCCGAGGCUCCCCCCCAACUCCUUGCUCUAGGAGCAACGAGUGUGGGGGGGUGGACACGGGGGGGAUGUGAUCACCGAUAGGUGCCCGAUGUCCAAACCUGCCCAGGGCUGUGCGGAUUCACUAUCGGAGGCCCAUCACCGAUCUAUUGGCGAUGUGCUUGUCGCCGAUUCCAGGUCGAUGUUUCCCCCCCCUAUGCCAAUCCCCCCCUAUCGUUGCCCCUCAUUGCUGAUGUGCUACUUCUAUUCCGUUUGAUCCGUCGGGGGACGCAGGCUGCGCCGACCGAGGUUCGAUGCCGCCGAACGUGUUCAUGUUUGUUCUUGUGGCUGCCAUUUGGAGUUGUACUGGCAUCUGUCCAACAAGUUGAGAUCUUUGGUUGCAUCCUCCGCGGCAUAAUCGCGGAUUUCACAGUAUUCGAUUUUGAUUCGACGCUGGCUUGAUGUAGAUUCGCGCAUUCGACGUGGAUUCGAUGCGGAUUCGACGGUAAUUGCGACGCGAAGGGACAGACGAGGUCCCCCGAAAAUGCAACAUGAUUGCUGGCACCCGAAGGCAUUGAACGACCGCCAGAGGCCUCUUCUCGAGAUUCCGGAAACCUCUGGCGGGUUCACGCCGUCGUCGGCACGGCCACGUCGCUGGCGCAGGCCUUAGAGUGUGGAGGCAACUGGCUGCCCGAACCAGGCUAACCUUGACUGAUCUUCGCUGUCGGACCUCGGAUAUCGUUGAACGUUGCCUAUGAGACGAUCUACGCGGAGCCAGGCACGGACUUCCUCGUCAACACUUUAGGAACCGUCCGUAGGUAAUUGCAGUCGACCGUGAGUAAAAGUAGUGAUGCAGGGCAUGCGGGGUGCAAGACGCCUGGGCAUAACGGGCAAGCAGGGGCCGCGCAGAUAAGGAUGGCUCUUGCAGGCAAGGAUGCAGCUUCGACAGUGAAGCGCUGCGGCGCUGCAGCCAAGGGCGACUGUAGCCACCUGCGCUGAUCCUGGCCAGCCAGGGUUCCACUUCGAUCCGAUCGGUGCGAUUCGAUAUCCGAGUCUGGCCGGGAUGAUCCGAUUCGGUUCCGAU
Messenger RNA from Prorocentrum cordatum, 3266 nucleotides. The record is from the annotation of a GenBank genome assembly. Lineage: Eukaryota; Dinophyceae; Prorocentrales; Prorocentraceae.